Molecule: messenger RNA, 1497 nt
Organism: Papilio xuthus (Asian swallowtail)
Lineage: Eukaryota; Metazoa; Arthropoda; Insecta; Lepidoptera; Papilionidae
Gene: Nasp
Product: Nuclear autoantigenic sperm protein
Exons: 9
Coding region: 162-1367 (401 amino acids)
Biological process (GO): DNA replication-dependent chromatin assembly; CENP-A containing chromatin assembly
Cellular component (GO): nucleoplasm
Molecular function (GO): histone binding
Source: RefSeq, a predicted model, not a curated record
AACAACGAACGAAGAACGAACGACGUGCCGAUGAAUUGCGGUUGUAAAAGGGAAAGUUAUUUCUUCUUGAUUUUAGUGAGAUCAAGUUCAAAAGCGUAGUAAUAUAAGCAAUAAAACAAUAGGUUUUUUUGUUUCAACAACAUUUAACACUCUAAAUAAACAUGGCUGAUGUAGCAGAUGUGAGCACUUCAUCGCCAGCAGAGUUGCUAAGCGUAGGCAGGAGACAUCUUGCGGUGAGAAACUAUAGUGCUGCGGUUGAGGCUUUGACUAAGGCCUGCGAGCUGCUUGCUGCUGAACAUGGUGAUACCGCUGACCAGUGUGCUGAAGCUUAUUUAUGGUACGGCAAAGCCCUCCUUGGUUUAUCAAGAGAAGAAAGCGGUGUCUUAGGAGAUGGUAUGCCGGGAACUGGUAAUGCAGAUGAAGAUGAAAAUGGAGAUCAAGAAGAUAAUGAUGAAGAACAGAAUGAAGAUGGUGAAGAGGGCACUGAAGCAGAAGCCAAAAUGGAGACUCAGGAUGAUUCAGCUGACAGUGGAACUGAAGUGGAGAAGACCGAAGCUGAAUCUACCACAAAGGAUGACGAACCAACUGUGGUAGCAUCCAGCGGGAAUGAUGAUGAGAAACCUGGGACUUCAAAUGGUGAUGCAAUGGAUGAGACUAUGGACAAUUUGGACAAUGAAGACGAUGUUGACAACCUGCAAUUAGCAUGGGAAACACUUGAUCUGGCACGCAGUAUUCUGAAGCGUCGUGUGGAGGCGGGAGGCGGGGAUGCUGCAAGAACGCUACUGGCUGACGUACAUCUUGCGCUGGGAGAGGUCGCUCUGGAGAGUGAGACCUACGACAAAGCUGUCACAGAUAUGAUGACCUGUUUGGAAAUUCAAAAAGAACUGUACAGCAGUGAUGAUAGGUGUAUAGCUGAAACGCACUAUCAAAUUGGUCUCGCAAACUCUUUGGCAUCAAGCUUCGAUGAUGCAGUAACACAUUUCAAGAAUGCAGCGAAUAUUCUAGAGUCGAGAAUCAAAGCAUUAGAGAGUGCUAAUCCUAAAGAUGAUGCUACUAUAAAGAAAUAUAAAUUAAACGAUCCAUUCUAUUCUAUUGAAGCAGAGAUAAAGGAAUUAAAGGAACUUCUACCUGAAAUACAAGAAAAGAUUCAGGAUAUGACAGAUUGCAAAGCCGAGACGAUAAAGCGAGUCCGUGAGACUUUAUGCCCAGAGAAUGGCGAGGGUUCAGGAGAACCAAGCAUUGCCAGUUCGACUACCUCUGAACCCAAACUUAAACCUGCUGCAUCAGACAUCUCGCAUCUUAUCAAGAGAAAGAGGAAGGCUAGUGACAGUGAGGCGGAUUCUGUCUCAAAGAAAGUUAAUACGUGAAGUGUGUUUUUGUGUUUGAUUAGUGAAAAAAGUGAUGUUUUAGUGUUAAGAAGCCUUCUAAUUAAGUUAAGGACAUCCAAGGUAAGUUUUUAAGAUGAAUCUACUUGAAAUUCAGUGGUUAUUAUUUUUA